UUAGGGGUCCUAUGGGGAUCCUGCAGGAGCUAUGGACGGGAGAGAGAAUCGCCCCACAAGUCAAAACAAGCUAUCAGUAUGUGUUUGACCUCUGCAAAAGGCUUGAAGAGACUAUGGCACUGGCAAGACAGAAUUUAGAAGGAGCUCAGAGCCAGUACAAAAAGCACUAUGACCGCAAGUCGAAGGCCCGUUCGUUCAAAGCAGGCGAUGAAGUGCUGGUUCUCCUGCCGGCGACCCACAAUAAACUCUUAAAGCAGUGGAAGGCGCCUCUGACUGUGGAAACUUGUCGGGAUAACAUAUACCAGCUGAAGGUGGGCAACAAAUUGAAGACCUUCCAUGCUAACCUCCUGAAAGGUUAUGUCAGACGUGCAGACCGUGCAGCCGACCAGCAACGGACCAUUACUAGUGACAACUCCGACAUGGACUCCCCCUCAACUCAUAACAUUGAGAAUGCUACGGCUGCAGUAAUCGAGUGGGAGGAGACCAACAGUGAGAGUGCAAUCUCGGGAGAUCUCCUAGAGGCCCUCGAUCGGAGAGACUCAAGCCCACAAGGUCAAAUUGAGAUGGGACGACAGUUAACCCAGCUCCAGCGCACUGAACUGUGGAACUUAACUGAACAAUAUCCCGAUAUGUUUUCUGGGUCCCAGGGGUAACCGACCUCAUCACCCAUCAUAU
This is a messenger RNA of Penaeus monodon (black tiger shrimp), 675 nucleotides long. RefSeq lists its product as uncharacterized. NCBI's taxonomy places the organism in Eukaryota, Metazoa, Arthropoda, Malacostraca, Decapoda, Penaeidae. Bases 12 to 653 code for a protein of 213 amino acids. The record is from RefSeq and is a predicted model, not a curated record. The transcript has a single exon.